AUGUCAGAAACAAUACAGUGUGAUGAGGUACGCCCUACAUGCUUCAACUGCAACAGACAUGGGAUUCCGUGCAGCCUAUCGCAGACUGCACCCCCUGACCUGAAGCUCCCUGGGCCAUAUCACCGGGAAGCAUCAUCGACACUCCUUUCCCAUUCAUCGUCAAGCCAUAGCAGCGCUGUUGACUUGGUCGCUCCUUUGCCUUCAGAUAAACUCUGGUAUCAAGGCUUCGAGCUCAUGCACCACUGGUGCACUGCUACCGCCGACACGCUAUCAUCGCGGCAGGAUGUGUCUUACGUGUGGCGUGUAGCCGUCCCGCGCGAGGGUUACAAACACCCCUUCGUCUUCCACGGCAUCCAGGCAUUUGCUGCUGUUCACAAGGUCUACUUAACACAGAGCCAGAGCAACAAAGACCGUUACCUGGAGCUUUGCGACUAUCAUUCCAUGUUGGGUCUGAAGCUCUUUCGGCGCGAGCUCCAGGAUAUCACAGAGCACAACUGGUUGGCAUUGUUCAGUUUUGCAUCAGUCCUUGUGCUCUACGCUUUUACUCUCCCUCUGAGGUCAGCCCACCAGACGCUUGCGGACCCUAUUUCUGGCUUCCUGGAGCUGGUAUCUCUUCUACAGGGCAUGAAGACAACUCUUGGGCCUCUUAGACCUCGUGUCUAUCGUUCAGAGCUGGCUCCCCUCGUAUAUGGCAUCUGGCCAGGGGAGGUCAAAGAAGUUACUGGCGGGUACCCCUCACUUGAUAACACUUUUCUCCCUCCCGACCUCUGGGACGCAACAAGACAGUUACGCUUCUUUCUGGAGACAGAAGUUCCUCCCGAAAGCCUGACGCACUAUCGAGACGCAGUCAACAGUCUCGAAUAUUCUGCUCGGCUCGUUGCCCUCGCAGGAGCACAAGCCGAAAGUGGUACGGUUAUUGCCGCUUUUUGGACCCUGAAUGAGAAGAUUCUUGUAGACAUAGGCUGCCGCAAGCCAUAUACCUUGGUUCUGGUGGCAUACUACUGUGUUUAUCUUGCUGGACUUAACAGGACCUUUUGGUAUGCACGAGGAUGGGUGGAACAGGUCUUCGACCAAGUUGAAAGGAGUCUUGCAUCACAUGCAGCGUUCAAGUCGAUGCUGGAGUGGCCCAGGACACAUGUGUCCGGUUUGUAA
This is a messenger RNA of Fusarium vanettenii 77-13-4, 1152 nucleotides long. RefSeq lists its product as uncharacterized. Gene Ontology annotation, biological process: regulation of transcription by RNA polymerase II. The transcript is spliced from 2 exons. Gene Ontology annotation, molecular function: zinc ion binding; DNA-binding transcription activator activity, RNA polymerase II-specific. The record is from RefSeq and is a predicted model, not a curated record. NCBI's taxonomy places the organism in Eukaryota, Fungi, Ascomycota, Sordariomycetes, Hypocreales, Nectriaceae. The coding region runs from base 1 to 1152 and encodes 383 amino acids.